Molecule: messenger RNA, 1711 nt
Organism: Mollisia scopiformis
Lineage: Eukaryota; Fungi; Ascomycota; Leotiomycetes; Helotiales; Mollisiaceae
Exons: 3
Coding region: 194-1510 (438 amino acids)
Source: RefSeq, a predicted model, not a curated record
AGAGCGACGAACAAAAAGAUCGAGGGGAAGCUAAACCGUCAAAUGCAUCGAAUAAAUACUACGUCUUUGUCUAAGUGCCCUAUCUAGUCCGAACUAUUGUAGAUAAAACGCUAAUAAAUCGUCCUUGUCGCAAGUCCUUAAGAAGCUAGCGAAAAAGUACCACCUCUCGACGAAAAAGCGCGAAAAGACGGCAAUGUACGUCGAGGAUCUCGCAGAAUACCUCCAGGCCAACUUAACGACGACGAAGAAACAAUUUACACACGGUCGGCAACGCAUCCAACUUACUUUGUUCUGUCAACUUACUAUAUUCUCCGAAAACCGCCCUUUAACGCUCUUUAAACUCCGCUACCGUGAUAUUAUCGUGAUUCUACUUCGGGAUCCUAAUAGUGGCCCUCGUCGGAUCUUGAUAGAAUUCACAUGCGAGUUUACGAAGCAAUUCCUCGGUGUAAAAGAUGCGAUUAAGUUCGUCCUUCCUGAAAUCAUCUUCGAUCCCUCCCUUGUCUUUAGCCCUCAUGUCUUCCUCUUGGGCCUUGUUUUUGCGGACAAAGCAUUUGCGGCUCCGAAUCUCAGGUCUGCCACGCAAUUGAGCGGACUAGAUAUCCGACCUGGCUAUCAACAACUGGAAUUGCUCUUCAAGCCGAGUAUGCUCGAUGUCCCCAUCUUCAGGAAGUCGGUCAAGACAAGGUACGGCUACGAGAUCUCACCAUACGAGCCUCUCACAUACCCUACCCUCUUGUCGCUAAUGAAGGUAAUCGGCCUCAUCCUAGGGCUCCUAGAGCCUACACGCCCGUACUGUCUCCGUUACAACGCCGCUAAUGAAUUUAACAAGAGUGGCGACGUGACCGACGCCCUCCAGAAUAUAAUGCUGCAGCAUGCGAGUGUUGAUACUUUUGUCAAGCACUACCUCCCGCGGCGGUCGGGUGACAUCCGGGCUAUCGUGUCUGGCUACGAGAGCCAGAAGGACCUUAUGCGGGCCGCCUCUCGGAUGACGCGAUGGAUCGAUCCUAGCCGCCCGCACACCCUUACGGUUGAGCAGUCCCAGUCCGUGGAUAACGACCGCCGACUCCGCCGGCUUCUCGCGCUACGCGCGAAGUGGAACCGCCGCUACAAAGGUGCCGCAACGAAACAGCCCGAGUACCAAAGGCUAGGUAGCGCAAUUGUUAAUUUGAGGCAGCGAUUAAGGGCUGCGCUAUUUCGGCAGCUCCGAGACAAGUGGGACACCGAGCACCCUGUGAACGAGUUCGAGCUCCAGCUCGCUGGGCUUAAGUUUUGCGAUGAUUCCGGCACUGGUGUGCCUAUUAUCGAUGAGAUGGCCCCUAAUGCAGAAGCGCUUGGCGGCGACGGUUAUGACCUUGCCGGGUACGACCGUGGUAGAGGAGUUCUGCCGGCGCAAUGCCGCAAUCGACGCCGUCGUUGCUUACUGCCACUUCCAAGAAGGCGGAGUUGUUGCCAUGCCACGUGGGAGGCCGUCUACGCGGAAAGCGAGUUCGAUGACGUUGAAGGAGACUAACCCGGAGCUGGCAGCCGCCGAGGCUAAGAAGCAAGUAUUAAGUGACGCUAUAUUGUUGGUGUUCACAGAGAAGAAAACCACUACUUGCUUCCUUUGCUUCGGGGAGCAAAGCUUACUGUUCGAGAAGCGCACCUACAAGUUUGCCACUCUAGGAGACUUGACGAAACACUUUAAGCGGAAGCAUUUGGCCAACAUUAAAGA